This is a messenger RNA of Papilio xuthus (Asian swallowtail), 4652 nucleotides long. It is a transcript of the gene Tango5, whose product is annotated as Transport and Golgi organization 5. The coding region runs from base 244 to 1635 and encodes 463 amino acids. The transcript has 10 exons. Lineage: Eukaryota; Metazoa; Arthropoda; Insecta; Lepidoptera; Papilionidae. The record is from RefSeq and is a predicted model, not a curated record.
AGACAUAAUUUUGUGUGAAGUGGUUGCUGCUUGUUUUGUUAUCAAAAAUAUGUUAAAACAAGUAAAGUUACAAAUAAAGAUAGUUUAAAAUUCAUUCAAUUGUUAAUUUAGACGAAUUUCAACUUGGGCUUAAAUUAAAUUAGGCAAGGCCCAACGCAAGAAUAACGGAGGAAGUAUAUUAGAAUGAUACAAAGGUUUUGUAUCUGCAUAAUCUAAUUGUUUACGAAUACAAAGCCAUAAAAAAUGACCAAGGCAGCCAGUACUAGACGGGUCCGUAACCAGGCUUCAUCUCUUACUGUACCGAGACAGAAUUCAUUACCCGACAAUGGAAGAGCAAAGCAGAAUACUACCUGUGAAAUGCUUGCAGCAAUGAACAAAGAACAGCUUCGAGCUGAAUGCAGGAAACGUGGCCAACGAUCUUCUGGCAACAAAAACGAACUGUUGGCCCGGCUCGGGUACUACAAGCUGGCGGCGGCUGUGCAGCAAAACGACACGGACCAGCGUCCGCGCAACGGUCUGCAUAUGCAACCCAAAGAUAUCAAAAAUAAAUCCGUCCAAAUGGAUACAGACAGUUUGGUGAUAUGGAGGCGGCCGCUCACCACGCUAGAGUAUUUCUUUAGAGAACUCCUUAUAUUGAUCUCAACUGGCCUGCAAAGGUUGCUGGCCUACAAGUUACUAGCUUUAGUAAUAUUAUCAUUGAUAGCUGGUACUGUGACGUCAUAUUAUGUAGGUGGACCGCAUCAACCAUUUGUCCAGUUAGCAGUGGCGAAGUUGGCGUGGUGGGGUUGGUGGGUGGUACUAGGGGUUUGUAGCUCGGUGGGGUUGGGCACAGGCCUGCAUACGUUCCUGCUUUACUUGGGGCCACACAUCGCGCGUGUCACGCUUGCUGCAUACGAAUGCGGUUCUCUCGACUUUCCUGAACCACCUUAUCCUAAUGAUAUAAUAUGUGGUGGUGCGGUGGAGCGGGGCGCGGUGUCGGUGUGGAGCAUCAUGUCGAAGGUGCGGAUGGAGAGCAUGCUGUGGGGCGUGGGCACCGCGCUGGGGGAGCUGCCGCCGUACUUCAUGGCGCGCGCCGCACGACUCUCCGGCGGCACACUCGCUCAACUCACCGACAUCGCUGAUCAUAAUACUAGAACCGGCAGAGCUAAGGUGAUGGUGCAGAAGUUGGUGCAGCGUGUGGGCUUCGCUGGUAUACUGGCGUGCGCCUCCAUACCCAACCCACUGUUUGACCUCGCCGGUCUCACUUGCGGACACUUCCUGGUCCCGUUCUGGACCUUCUUUGGCGCAACUGUGCUCGGGAAAGCAGUCAUCAAGAUGCAUAUACAGAAGAUGUUUGUUAUUAUUGCCUUCAAUGAAGCUUUGGUCGGACAAGCCCUAGGAUGGGUAUCUAAGAUACCAUACCUUGGACCAAAGCUCGAAGCACCAUUAUUGGAAUUCUUACGUAACCAGAAGUCAAAGUUACAUAAACGGGAUCCAUCAGCACCUUUGCCUGAGAACCAGGGGUCAUUGGUGUCCAGUCUGUUAGAGAAGCUAGUGCUAACAAUGGUGCUUUACUUUGUUGUGUCGAUAGUGAAUGCGCUUGCGCAGAAUUACAGCAAGCGUAUAGGAAAGAGGAAGACCAAGAAACGGGAUUAGGGAACAAUGACGCCGGCCGAUGCUACAGAGAGACACGCACGGCGGCGUCCAGAGAGUACGCGACGUAGGUAGCACACGACAACUCACAUCUCAACAUCUCAUCCUCUAAAAACUGUUCUACAGGAAUAUAAACUCAUCUCCUCUAUGGUACAUCAAUACAGAAGUGCAAUAAAAGUUUAAAUAUCUAAGUAUUGUGAUUCAUUGUCUCAGUUUUUUCUGAGAGAAUUGAGAGAUAUUAUGCGAAAGUUCCAGCAGUGGAACCUUACGGUUACAUUAACAAUCAAUUGGUUUGUCUCAAUUUCGUUGAAGUUUCUCAGUAAACAGAGUCAUAAGGGACUUUAAAGUAUUUAACAAAACGUUCAAAUUAUAAUGCACUAUAUUCAGACAAGGAUAUCUGGCUUCUGGUUCUGUUAUAUUAUAAAUAUAUUAAACCUACUAAAGCACUGAAAAUGCAAUAAAAGAAAAAAGAAAAGACUGUGUUUUGAUAUUGACAGAGGGGCGCUAGUGAGCUGUCAUAAUUUAGUUUGUCUUUGCCUGUCGGGUCAGAUAACUUUGUCGGUCUAUACGUGUGCUUUGUCAACUGUGAAAUUCCAUUUUCAUGACAUUUGUAUUGUCAUUACACAUAGUGUCAUCUCUUACCUUCUCUUUGAGACAGAGACAAUAUGUGUCAUAAACAUGUUACAUUCUGUGUGACGAUAUUUGGACUUGAAAAAAGAGUGUUUAUAUUGAAAAGUUUGCUUCGCUUAUUUACAUAUUUAAUGAUGAAUGCAAGAAAUAAGACAUUAGUCGGAAUUAAACAUCGUGUCAAAUAAAUUGUAUUUAAUAUAAUUAUUACAAAUAUAGCACAUUGAAAUAUUUGUGAUCUACAUAUGUGUUCGUAAUGUUUGGAAGAUUUCUUUUUACAUUAAUACUUUAUGUUGUCGAGUGAUUGAUAAAUUAUUUCAUAAAUAUAAAUUCAACUUUUAAUAAUAAUCUAAUAUUGCAAUGAUAUUGAGGAGUUAAAAUGUCUUACAAAAUAUUUGUAUUAUACAUAAAUGGAAAAAAUUAAGUGGGUAUUUAAAUCCUAAGAAAGUACUAUGAAGUCACAAUAACAUGGUAGUUAGUACUGUCGUUUCUUCUCUACAAUAUUUUGAUUUGUAUGUAGUCAUACUUACCUUAUGUUAUUGUGCACGUGAAGUACAAUAUUAAAACAUAUGUUUUCAAAUAAAAAUGUGCGGGUCAAUGACCUCGACAUACUUUUCGAUUUGCAAGCUAUGACGUCACAAUAUGGCGGAUGUUAAGCACAUUUUUAUUUGAAUUGUAAUUGAGGAAUAGAAUAAAUUCACAGGGAUUAUGAAAUUUUUGUGGCUCAUUUUAUAAUGGUUGAUGUUGUUACGUGUGUGUAAAUCUAUGAACAGCUAUAGCGCGACCAGUGUUAUCUUGCCUUUGCCCGUGUGUUGUAUGAAAGGCUUAAUAUUAUAAUUUAUUUAAUAUCUGUUCUCGGCAUUUUUGGUUAGAAAAUCAUGGUGUAACAAUGCUACCUAGGAAAUAAUCUGUCCAAUUUCAAGAAAAUAAAUUAGAUUUUUAGUAUUGAAUUAUUUAUAUAUUUAUAACUUAAAUUAGAAUUUUAUCUUUCCAGUUGUUUUUUUUUGUAGCUUUUUGUUGGUAUAAUUUUUUAAUUUCACAAAGUUAAAAGAAGUGACAGAUUAAUAAAAUUUCAAAUAGUCAAAUUUCAAGUUUAAGUGGACAUUUUUAUUGUUAAUUUAUAUUCAUCUGCAUUAGGAAAUACUAAUUGUAAACUGUUUAAAACUCUUAGAAAAAUAGGUUUGAAUAUUUUUUAAACUUACAAUUUGCGACGACGUGCCAAAAAGUCGACAUAGAACUUGUUACCGUUAAAGAUAAAAAACAACAGUAGAUAAUAAAACUUGGUUAUGGUCGUUUUACCAGUUUUUAUUUCAUCUGUGUGAUUUUUCCAAAAAAAAUUAUUUUGGUGCUGUUCCUAAUUUUUUAACCGCGGUUUAUUUAAGUGUAAAACUUAUCUAGUCCGUAGGCAUAAAGGUAUUAUGUAUUUAUUUUAUAAUUCUAAUGUCAUCCAUUCUAUCAUAUCUUGAGUAUAAAGUUUACUAGAGAAGUUUGUUUUCAAUAGCUGGAUCUAAAAAAGGUACAUUUCAUUGUAAACUUUUUUCUAUGUGCAUGAGGUUUCAUUUUAUUUACAUUAUGAGAUAAUUUUAGGCAUAACUAAAUAAUAAAGUAUAUAAUUUUCAUAGUAUUUAUUAGGCUGCAAUUUUAUUAUUAAGUAGCGUAUGAAAGACAAUCGCUUUGUGCAACCCGUUUUAAUUACACGUUUUCUGUAGUAUUUCACAAUUUCUUUGUUUGUAAAAUCCAAUAUGAAUGUAUUUCUUUUAUAUUUUAACAUAAUUUUUGCAUUCCUUAUCAUUGAAAAUGUUUUCACCUACACGCACAUAUAAGUAUAAUUGUUUGUAUGUAAAAUAUAGCAUUUGGCUUCUCCAUUUUAAAAUUUUUUUUGUAAGGGCAAAACGGGCUUUUUUAACAUUCCACGAUGUUUUUAGAAUUUUGUUAGUUAGCAACUAUAACAUUAUAAAAGUAGUAUUCAGUGUAGGUAAAAAUGACUUUUGUUUUAUUGUAACAUAUUGAAUUUUGUUUUUUCUUAUGGGCACAUUGACCAUACUUUAUUAAUAGUACACUGUAUCCUCUUCUCUUUAUCACUAAGCUUAGGUUUUAUCCAAAUCUCUUCAGAAUUAAGUCAUAUUUAGCUAAAAUUGUAACUUUUGAUGUCGGAGAGGAUUUUAUCUAUUGAUAAACCUCAGGAAUGUUUAUUUGAAAUGUUUCAGUAUGACUUCAUAUUUUUUCUUUAGAAUAAUGAUUGAUAUUUGCAAUGUAUGUAUAAAGAUAUGAUUUAUAUAUUAGCAAGGUUUUGUAUAGUUACAUGGAGUGGUACAUUUAGUACAAAACAGCUAAAUUAAGGGUUUUAUAAAUUAGAGAGUUCAUACUCCGAAGCAAUAAAUGAGUGGUUAUGA